AGAAAGAAGCAUACAAGAAAGAAAAAAACACAUAAACAAAUGACUUCUUCAGUAACCACUUUAGCCCUAACCCUAGUUCUGAUCUUCCACCUCACGCCGGAAACAACCGUAGCUCGCCACCUCAAUGAUCAGAAGCCUACCGAUGAAAUGAAAUACCUGUUUCCACCUGGAUUGCCUUUUACCGGCGUUCCUCCGUUACCGACACUUUUUCCUCCGUUCCCUGGAAACGUUCCACGUUUUCCGUUUCCGUUACCGUCGCAGUCAUCACCUCCGGCAUCUCUUCCCGGUUUACCUGGCGUUACCUUUCCUCCCCUGCCGUUCCUCACGCCGCCACCUGAGUGAUUCUAUAGGUUAUCGCCGCCGUUUUUAUGAUAAGUAUCCCUUGGAAUAAACUACGUAUGGAUGAUCAUGUGUGCUCGAUGAUAUAAAUUAUUAGUAUUUUAUGGAAGUUUAAUAAAAUAUAUCUCGUGUUAGUGUAACUCAAUGUUGAUCUAAUAAAUAAAGUAUCUAUUUGAGUUCUAA
Messenger RNA from Raphanus sativus (radish), 522 nucleotides. Its product is annotated as verprolin. NCBI's taxonomy places the organism in Eukaryota, Viridiplantae, Streptophyta, Magnoliopsida, Brassicales, Brassicaceae. The transcript has a single exon. The coding region runs from base 40 to 342 and encodes 100 amino acids. The record is from RefSeq and is a predicted model, not a curated record.